Messenger RNA from Erinaceus europaeus (western European hedgehog), 689 nucleotides. It is a transcript of the gene RPL39, whose product is annotated as ribosomal protein L39. NCBI's taxonomy places the organism in Eukaryota, Metazoa, Chordata, Mammalia, Eulipotyphla, Erinaceidae. Gene Ontology annotation, biological process: translation. The transcript has 3 exons. The coding region runs from base 379 to 534 and encodes 51 amino acids. Gene Ontology annotation, cellular component: cytosolic large ribosomal subunit; ribosome. Gene Ontology annotation, molecular function: structural constituent of ribosome. The record is from RefSeq and is a predicted model, not a curated record.
GACGGAAGUGACGGGGCCACGCCCACUUCCUUGCCUAACCCUGCCCACCCUACUUUGCCCUACGGCGGGGCUCCACAGUGGCUUUAUCACAGGCCACCUGCCUCCUCUACGGGGCUGCGCGGCCCCAGACCUACUGACGGGCUCCUGAGACACUCAGGGAAGUAAAACAAAUUGUAUUUCGCACCUAUGAGCGGAGAUUCCCACCGUCCAACGGGAGCGCCCUGGGAAGGGGGCGGGCCGCCAGCAGCAGGCGGUAGGCGCAUGCGUCACACUUCCAGCCCCGCCCCCGACUGCGCUUUCUAAAUACGUCCUUCCGCCCCCUUCCUUCUUUCUCUCCUUUUCUCCGCCAUCGUGGUGGCGGACUGACUUGUCUUCGCCAUGUCUUCCCACAAGACUUUUAGAAUCAAGCGCUUCCUGGCUAAGAAGCAAAAGCAGAACCGUCCUAUUCCUCAGUGGAUUCGGAUGAAAACUGGUAAUAAGAUCAGGUACAACUCCAAGAGGAGACACUGGAGAAGAACAAAGCUGGGUCUAUAAGGAUUCCUCUCUAAGAUGCGCACAUGUUUAUGCUGGGCUAGACUGCUAGGAUUCUGAGCGGAGCUCUGUCUUGCACACUUGAUUAGGACCCCACUCAGCCUUGUAUCUCUUCCUGUUACCUGACUUAGUAAUAAUAAAUAUGUGAGCUAUUUGAA